Messenger RNA from Condylura cristata (star-nosed mole), 1365 nucleotides. RefSeq names its product N-acetyltransferase 16 (GCN5-related, putative) (gene NAT16). The record is from RefSeq and is a predicted model, not a curated record. Lineage: Eukaryota; Metazoa; Chordata; Mammalia; Eulipotyphla; Talpidae.
AUGGACAGUCCCACAGGGCUACAAUAUGGAGACCUGGGUCUGCACGGCCUCCCUUUGCUCUGGCAUUAUAAAUGGCUGUGGUUUGUCUGUAGAGUCUUGGGUAGGUUGAGUCAACAUGGGGCUGGGAGCUGGGCAGGGGUUGAGGAUGGGCAGGGGUCCUCUGUCCCCAGGGACUGUGUGGAGAGCAGAAGGGGUGUUUGUGUGGGAAGGGAUGGUGGAGACUGUCUAGCAGGGUUAGAUGUAGAUUGGUGUUCUGACCGGGAUGCUGGGUUCUCUCUUUGCUGCAGGGUAAGGAAGCUGGAAGCCAGCUAUGGCAUAGCCACCUCAGAGGUUCCUAAGUCUGAAAAAGAUACCGGCCCUGAACCUUGCGAGCCCUGCUCAGAGACCUGACCACAGGAGCCUGAGGCAAAGUCCAAGUCUCAGUUGGGGCUUGAGACUGAAGCCCAGCCGACUGUUGGAGUUCCUGGUGACCGGCAGUUUGAGGAGGUGCUGGCCAUCUCUGGGGGAAUCUACGGUGGUCUGCACUACCUUCCCAGCCGCUACCACAGCUGGUUCUAAGACCACCAUCGCUCCGCGGUGGUGCUGGCCCAGCCCAGUCGAGGAGUGAUGAGAAUCGCGCUGGAGUCGAUGCACGUGAUCGACGCCAGGGAGAUGGCGCUGGUGGAGGGGCUGCGCGUGGCGCCCUGGGAGCGUGGCAAGGGCGUGGCAGGGCUGCUGCAGGGCUUCUGCUCGCAGCUGGUCAAGCAACAGUACCCAGGGGUCAAGGUGGUACGGCUCACCCGGGACGACCAGCUGGGCCCCCGGGAGCUGAAGAAAUACCACCUCAUUACCAAGCAGGGCAUCCGUUUGAUGCGGUUCAAGGCGUCCGCCCUCCUGGCUGGGCUGGGUGCGCGACUGGCAGCGCUGAGGGCCUCUGGCACCUUCUCGCCGCUGCCCACCGAAGCCGUGUCAGAGGCAGGCGGCGACGUGGCACGCCUCCUGCUGUCGCCCUCCUUGCAGCGCGACGUGUUUCCGGGUGGGACUAUCAUCCAAGACUGGCAGCCCUACCGGCCGAGUGAGAGCAACCUGCGCCUGCUGGCGGCCAAGGGCCUGGAGUGGUGCGUGCACAGCCGCGCGCGCCCGCGUGUGCUCACUCUGUGCACGCGCCCCUCCCCCACUUCGCACGGUGCAGACGGCACGUGGCACUACCUCAACAUCAAUGCUUUUGGCAGCGAUGGCGAGCGCCUCAACGUCAUGCGUCAGCUCUUCCUGGCGCCCCAGUUGUGGUCACGGCUGGCCGACUUCUGCCAGGACGGGUUGGGACUCGCGCUCGUCAAGGGUUACUGAACAGGUACUGAACAGUACCUGCUGGAGACCGACAUCUGA